CGACGUCACCCGAGUAUUUUUGUCCACGAACGUAUUUUAUUUUGCAGUAGUGACGGGAAGUUUUGAUCUUCCAAUUUCUUUUAAAAUUCCUCGGAUUGUCCCGACGGAAUCCUGUAUUUAAAGUAGAAUUUUAGUAGCUAAGCGUAACGGCAAGAUGCUGACCCUAAAGGACCGGCAGAUAAAUGCAAUCAAGCAGAUGCUUAACAUGAACCAGCCACAGACUAAGGCGCUGGCCGCGGAACCUGUUUGGAAGCUUCUGAUCUACGACCGUGUCGGUCAGGACAUUAUUUCACCGCUUAUUUCCAUUAGAGAGCUGCGGGAAUUGGGUGUUACAUUGCAUAUUCAGCUACAUUCCGAUCGGGAUUCGAUUCCGGAUGUCCCGGCGAUAUACUUCUGUGCCCCGACGGAAGAAAACCUAGGACGUAUUGCGCAAGACUUUCAGAAUGGCUUGUAUGAUGUUUACCACUUGAAUUUCAUUUCGCCUAUUUCGAGGCAGCGGUUGGAAGAUUUGGCUGCUGCGGCUCUGCAAGCCGGUUGUGUGGCAAACAUUCACAAAGUGUACGAUCAAUACGUUAAUUUUAUCACCCUGGAGGAUGAUAUGUUUGUUCUGAAGCAUCAGAACAGUGAUUCCCUUUCGUAUUAUGCCAUCAACCGAGCAAACACGCAAGAUUAUGAGAUGGAAGGCAUCAUGGACAGCAUAGUAGACAGCCUAUUUUCGGUGUUCGUUACGCUGGGAAACGUUCCGAUCAUUCGAUGUCCAAAGAAUUCAGCUGCCGAAAUGGUCGCCCGGAAAUUGGAGAAAAAACUCCGGGAGAAUCUGUGGGAUGCUCGCAAUAAUCUAUUCCACAUGGACGCAACCCAGACGGGGACGUUCAGUUUCCAGCGGCCUUUGCUGAUUCUGAUGGAUCGAAAUGUGGAUAUGGCCACCCCGUUGCAUCAUACGUGGACGUACCAGGCGUUGGCUCACGACGUGUUGGAAUUGUCCCUGAAUCGGGUUAUCGUGGAGGACGACAACGAAAAAGCUCCGUCGACGGGGGCCAAGUCGAAAAUGAAGGCCUGCGAUUUGGACUCACGGGACAAGUUCUGGAGUUCGCACAAGGGCAGCCCAUUUCCGAUGGUGGCCGAGGCGAUCCAGGAAGAACUGGAACAGUACCGAUCGUCGGAGGACGAAAUCAAGAAGCUAAAGUCGACAAUGGGAAUCGAUGGUGAAACGGAUGUGGCCUUCUCGAUGGUGAACGACAACACGGCCAAACUGACGAGCGCCGUGAAUUCGUUGCCCCAGUUGAUGGAGAAGAAACGGUUGAUCGAUAUGCACACCAAGAUCGCAACGGCAAUUCUCAACUUUAUCAAAUCGCGGAGACUGGAUUCGUACUUUGAGUUUGAGGAGAAAAUCAUGUCCAAGCAGGUGUUGGAUCGGCCACUGGCCGAUCUGAUGAGGGACCCGGAGUUCGGAACACCGGAGGACAAGAUGAGGUUGUUCAUCAUCUACUACAUCUGCACGAAUAUGCCCGAAGCGGAGUAUCAAAAGCUGGAGCAGGUGCUGAAGGAGAGUGGAUGCGAUUUGGCUCCGAUUCCGUAUCUGCAGCGAUGGAAGAGUAUAAUGAAGAGUUCAGUAACAAAUCCAAACCAGUAUGAAGGCAGCGGCACGAAAACGGUCUCGAUGUUCUCAAAACUGGUCACCCAAGGAUCAUCGUUUGUUAUGGAGGGCGUCAAAAACUUGGUAGUGAAACGGCAUAAUCUUCCGGUCACUAAAAUAACCGAACAGCUGAUGGAAUGCCGAGCCGGUGGAGAAGUGGACGACUACCUGUAUCUGGAUCCGAAGCUGCUCAAGGGUGGUGACAUCGUGCCGAAGAAUCGGGCCCCAUUCCAAGAUGCGGUUGUGUUCAUGGUGGGCGGCGGCAACUACAUCGAGUAUCAAAACUUGGUGGACUUCAUCAAAACGAAGCAAACCGCCAACAGCAAUCGUAGGAUAAUCUACGGUGCCUCGACACUGACCAAUGCGAAACAAUUCCUGAAGCAGUUGACGCUGCUGGGGCAGGAAAUCGGCGGUGCGUAACUACGGUCGGACGAAUGCAUGCGGGUGUGACACGAGGAGAACUGGGUAAGUUAUUACGGGGGUACUAUAUAUUGCGACAGUUACAUUUGUUAGCCUGUUUUUCUAGCUAAGUAUAUUAUUUAGAAUAUGCAAUAAAUAUUAUGAUAUCCUGCUAAA
Aedes albopictus (Asian tiger mosquito) is the source of this 2212-nucleotide messenger RNA. RefSeq names its product protein sly1 homolog (gene Slh). Bases 155 to 2056 code for a protein of 633 amino acids. NCBI's taxonomy places the organism in Eukaryota, Metazoa, Arthropoda, Insecta, Diptera, Culicidae. Gene Ontology annotation, molecular function: syntaxin binding. Gene Ontology annotation, biological process: endoplasmic reticulum to Golgi vesicle-mediated transport; intracellular protein transport. Gene Ontology annotation, cellular component: Golgi membrane; cytosol. The record is from RefSeq and is a predicted model, not a curated record. The transcript has 6 exons.